ACUUAAAGAAUGAAUUGUAAAAUAUUGAAGGGUCAUGAAGAUAGAGUUUGGUAAGUAGUAUGGCAUCCAAAUGGAUAGAUGUUAGCAUCGUGCAGUUCAGAUAAAACAAUAAAGUUAUGGAGAUUAAUGAAUGAUGAAUAUAAAUUAAUAGUAAUUAGUUCAUUAAUGAUUCAAAUAGUAAACUCUUGAUGAUUGCCAUAAAAAAUCAAUAAGAUCUGUGAGUUUCUCAAAAGAUGGUAAUUUUCUAGCUUCAGGUGGUUUUGAUGCAAUAGUUGGAGUUUGGAUGUUUGAUGGAUCAGUUUACAAAUUGAUCCAAUAACUUGAAGGACAUGAAUCAGAAGUAUAGUAAUUAAAUAGAAAUUUAGGUUAAAGGAGUAGCAUGGAGUGCAGAUGGUAAAUACUUAGCUUCAUGUGGAAGAGAUAAAACAGUUUGGAUAUGGGAUCAUGAAGAUUUAGAGUUUAGUUGUAAUUGUGUUUUAUAAGCACAUGAUGAAGAUGUGAAAUGCAUAAAGUGGAAUAAUAAUAUACUAUAUUCAGGUAGUUAUGAUAAUAGUGUCAUUUAAUAUAUAUAUGGAGAAGAUGAUGAAUGGGAUCAUCUAUAAGUCUAAGUUAAUCAUUAAUCUACUAUUUGGUCAAUAGAUAUAUUUAAUAAGUUAAUGCUUACUACAAGUGCUGAUUGUACAGCUAAAGUAUUUGCUAUUUAAAAUGGAAAUCUGAAACACAUUUAAACUCUAUAAGGGUUUCACAAAGAACCAAUAUAUUCUGGAUCGUUCUCUUAUGAUGGAUUGUAUUUAGCAUUAGCUAGUGCUGAUAAUAAAAUUAGUAUAUUUAAAAAGGAUUCCAUUGAUGAAUUUGGAUAACCACAUUUUGCUUUAGAAUAGAUCUUUGUAAUUUUAUUAUAUUGAUCAUAAGGAUGCUUUUGAAUUCGAUGUCAAUUGUGUUGCUUUCAAUCCUAAGAAUUAUCUUUUAGCUGCCUCUAGUGAUGAUCUUAAUAUUAAAGUAUUCAAUUUAUAAUUGUGAUCAUAAUAUUCAAC
Messenger RNA from Paramecium sonneborni, 1034 nucleotides. Lineage: Eukaryota; Ciliophora; Oligohymenophorea; Peniculida; Parameciidae. The record is from the annotation of a GenBank genome assembly.